AUGUUAGUGGUUAGUGUUCUCGUGGCGUGCAGUUCCGUUUUCGUCAGUUGGACCACCGCCGAGGGUGCCGAGCCCCCCGAUGACCCCCGGAACGCCACCCCCGCCCGAUUGGACCCCCGGAUGGACCUAAAACCGGCGGCCGCUUCGGGAUAUAUCUUCAGGCACGACGCCAACAGCAAACCCACCCUCAUCAGAUUUGGGGAUCAUAAUUUGGACCAGCUUGAGGAGUUUCUCAAGAAGACAGGCUUUGCGAGCUCACUGCCGGGGUCUCACAGAAAACCCCCCGAGAGCCCGAUCGACGACAGUGGGGGGCACUACCCCUCAGACCCCCCUGCGUCCCCCGAAGCCCCCCACUACGUGCCAUUCGACCCGUCCUCGCUAGACGAGGACUCCGUCGACCCUCAUGUGCCACUUAACUUUAACUUCUCAGGUGCCAACUACGACGUCAACGAAGUCAACUAUGAUGACGUCAACAACAGUGACGUCAAUGAGAAUGACGUCAACGAGGAUGACGUCGGCGAAGACCCCGACUACGACUACCAAGAAGAAACAACAGAAAGCGGGCCGGAGGCCGGCAAUUCCACCUCCGGGGCGGACUACCCCGAAUACUCGGAGGCGACACCCCCGACCGACGAGCAAGAGAGCAAUCUCGAAGACAAGCCGGAGGGGUUCGACGAACCUGCCGAAGCGCAGAACAACUCCCCAGCCAAGCGCCUGACCUCUCCCACCGUCAAGGCCUUCAUCGCGCCGAUCUUCGACCUGGGCGGUAAAGGCCGCGCGGGACCUUUGCUAGAACCACUCAAGUACUCCACGAUCGGGCACCACAAGAACGAACCCUUCCACAGCCCCCUAGUGGACGACACAUACGACGACCACGACACAUACCGUCACCACCCGCGGAAGUACUCGAAAGGAGGCGGCAGCAGCUACGACUCAGGCUUCCACUCGAGUCAUGGAGACAAGGGGUCGAAAGGCUACGACAGUGCCCACGACUUCCACGACGGCGAGUACGGACACCACGGGAAGGAAGGCAAGAAGGGAUACUACAACGACAAGGCCGGGCACAAGAACGGGUACCACGACGGAGGAAGCCAUUACGGGACGCACCACGCGGGGGAGCACGGGAAGAAGGGGGCGGCGUGGGGCGAGACGGGGCACCACAAGAAGGGGCACAAGACGACCGGGUACCACAACACGUACCACAAGGACGAGUACAAGAAGGAGCACAAGUUCUACGACGACGCGCACAAGGAGGGGUACCACGACAAGCACGGCUCGCACCACGCGGACCACGGGAAGCACUCGGGCGGCAAGAAGCACGGCGGGUACCACGACUCGGCCUACAACGAGGGGCACAAAGGGAAGUCAGGGUUCUAUGAUAAGGGGCACUUCGAUAACGAGCACGCCGGACACAAGGGCGCCAGCGGGUUCGACUCUAACUUCGGGAACUUCGAUGAGUUUGGGAAGAAAUCCGGCUUCAAUGAGCAUAACAAGUUUGGAUUCAGCGAUUUUUGA
Messenger RNA from Bemisia tabaci, 1515 nucleotides. RefSeq lists its product as uncharacterized. NCBI's taxonomy places the organism in Eukaryota, Metazoa, Arthropoda, Insecta, Hemiptera, Aleyrodidae. The record is from RefSeq and is a predicted model, not a curated record.